Molecule: messenger RNA, 1309 nt
Organism: Dichomitus squalens LYAD-421 SS1
Lineage: Eukaryota; Fungi; Basidiomycota; Agaricomycetes; Polyporales; Polyporaceae
Exons: 4
Coding region: 1-1053 (350 amino acids)
Molecular function (GO): protein binding
Source: RefSeq, a predicted model, not a curated record
AUGACGCUCCACCAAAGACCUGGCGACGACGGAGCUGCUCCUGCUGGUCCCACUUCUUCAGCUGGGAUCCAGAAAGACAACCAGCUCUGGCUUGAGGACGGCAGCAUCAUCCUAGUUGCUGGUCAGACUGGGUUUCGCGUCCACAAGAGCCAACUCUCGAGAAAAUCUGCCAUAUUCAGAGAACUUUUUGCUGUGCCGCAACCAAUUGUUUCGGUCGACUCUCUCGAGGGCUGCCCCGUCGUUCGAGUCCCCGACGCCGCACAAGAAUUAUCUCAUUUGCUGCGUUAUAUAUACGAUGGACGCAGCUUCAUCAUAUCGACCACCGGUAGACCAGACUUCGUGAAGCCCACAUUCGCAACGCUUUCGGCGUUGAUGCGCCUCGGCCACAAGUACGACAUCCCUGAGGCAAUCGAGGACGCAUCCAGCUGCCUCCAGUCAUACUACACUACCAACUUCGACGUCUACAAGAGGUUGCGCCAGCGCGACCUUGUCGACCUGCUAUUCGAAUUACGCGAAGAAGACCUCGAUGCGGAUGCGAUCGAGACCGUCAAUCUCGCAAUGUUGACAGGAAAACACUCCCUGCUUCCCGCAGCGAUGUACAGAUGCUGCCAGAUCGAUUCCGACGAGCUCAUCGAUGGAGUCCAACGCCCUGUGCGUGACGCGCGCACCGUGCAUCUCAACGCGGAUUGUAUUCGUCUCUGCCGUCGCGGGCGGGAACAUCUCAUCAAGGCCUGUGGACGAGUUCUCAAGGUCUUCGGUCUCCUGGAGUCUCCAGUCCGCUGUGGUCGCUGUGCACCCGUGGCGAAACAGGAAGGGGCAGGCAGCAUUCAUGACAUUGAGCUGCAACUGACGACAGACCCGCUUGAGUUGAUGUACGGCUCCGAUGCUCUCAACGCACUUUGCUCAAGAUGUCAAACUUCGAUGGCGGACCAUCUUGCCGCACAGCAGCGUCAAAUAUGGUGCAAACUACCGGUCUAUCUCGGUAUUGAUGAUUUGGAAGGAGUUGAGAUGGUCGCGCCUAGUCCUUUGGAAGGUAUGGACUGGGCCGCAUGAUUGCGUGAAUGUUGUUCUUCACGUGCAAGAGACAUAGAGUUUAAAUCAGUCACAUAUGCGUUCGCUCAUGCUCGUUUGCGAGGCAAUGUAGAUACGCCUGUUACCGCAGCACCAUAUCUCUAGAUGACGUUGCGACUGCCCUCGAGACGAUCACUUGCAAUGCGAUCAAGAGAUUUGUCCUAUCGGCGCAUUUAAAGUCCCCAGUCAUCUCUACGAAUACAGAUCCUAGAUAUUCUGAAGACCAAUUGAGAUUAAG